GCACUUGAAGGGGGCGUUUUCCUGAGAAGCAGGGCUAGCUUGUAAGUGUGUCUUGUACCGUCAAACGCAGCCGUUAAUAACUGUUCAUUUAUUUCUGCUGCCUUUAUGAGUGAAUUAUGAACUUAUCUGUGAAUAGGCUGUUUUAUGUAUGUCUGCAACGACACGAAUAGCUAGAAAGCGUUUCAUUGUUAGGCCUGUUAAAUUUUAUCAGUAAAAGUUACCAACGUUGUGCCAGUUUGCUAAAAUGCCAACCGAAGUGAAGCAGAGGAAAAAAUCACCAAAACAAAGUGAUGAAGUGUCGGAAACUUCGUCUUCAAACGACAAAGAUGAAGAUAAAAAGGCGAAGACGGAGGCAGUGAACAACGCAUCAUCAAAUAAAUCAUCUUCGAGUUUGGAUAUUAAAAGUGUAAUGUGCUUGUUGUCGCUAGCAGCUUGUGGAGCUUUGAGUUGGAUGGUGCUGCAACAAAAUGAGAGGUUCUCUGAGAUUGAAGAAAAAUACAAGUUCUUACAUGGAAAGACCUCAAGUUUGUUCGACAUGGAGGAAGAAGUGCUGAAAGUUUCUAAAAAGUGUGAGAGCAUCCAGCCGAUGCUGGAGGAUCUUGGGGCUCAGCGGGGGCCUUUGCAGCCCAGGCUGGAGAGCUUGGAGCAGGAUGUGAUCCGCCUGAAAGAGUGGGCAUCAGGGCUGACGGAGAAACGAGCUCAGCUUCAGACCAGCCUGGCAGCACUGAGAGAGGCUGUGGGACAGAUAGAGGAACGCACCUCAGCCAUCACAAAGGACUUCAACAACAAGGUGGCAUCAGUGAGGACGGACGUGCGUAGGAUGGAUGGCUUGCAGUCAGAGCUCGAGUCUUUGCUGACUCAGCUGGGAGAGCUGGAGGACAAGACUUCUCAGGUGGAGCGCAGCAUGGUCAAACACAUUGGGGACGUCCUGGCCAGCAGCAUUGACCGAGUCUCAAAUCUCCGCUCUGCAUCUGAACGCAACUCUCAGGCCAUAGACCAGCUCCGCAGACGGGUCCCUGAACUCACAGCGGCUGACAAACAGAUCUCUGAUCGCCUGCAGGAGCUGGAGAGUGGCCGAGCUCGUCUGAUCAGAACGGUGACCUUCGCGUCUGACCUGAAACCAAAAGUUGCAGCAAUAAAAAGAGACUUUGGGGCGUUUGAACCUCAGCUGUCAGACCUGACUCUACGGAUAGGAAGGCUAGCAGAGGAUCUGAUGCUGAGAGAGCAGGAGAUCACAGAGCUCAGACAGACAUUAGCUAACCUCACUGCAGUAGAGGGAGAUUUAAAUGUUACAACUAAACAGGUUAGUGAAAUAGCAGAUAUAUCUGAUAUAAAGACAUAAUCAGAGACAGAAAUUACCUUUUUUGAAUCAUUCUGAUCAUCUGCUGUACUGCUGUUUGAGGUUUUUAUGCAAUAAAUCUUUUUUUAGUAAAAUAUAACUGAAAUGAAACUGUGAUGUUGUGAACAGUUGUUAAGCACAAAUCUAGUAUGUAUGGUUUUCUUAAUAUAUGGUGGCAUUUCCCAUGAAAAAUCUUCACCCUUUUUCUAGAGCAGCUUUACCCAAACCUAAACAUGGCAUGGAAACUGUGAAACCUCAAAAUCUUCUUGGGCCCUCAUAUAACCAUAAAGACACUCAGUUUUUACCUUCACAUUCUUGACCCAUAAACAGGUCAUUUCAGUGGGAAUACUUGAAAUUAAUGCAGGAGAUGAUUUGCAAAAGAUGCAUUAUAAAGCUUGGAAGACAAACACUUGUGUUCCAAAACUGCGUUGCCAUGCAGUCACAGUAUUAUCCAUCAAAGCCAGAUUCAUUUCCAUCAGUGCCAUGUUACAUCAGAGGCUUUCACCAUCAUUGCCCCGUUACAAAACAGGCUUUCGCCAUCAUUGCCAUGUUAAAUCAGGGGCAUUUAAAUUGGAUGUGUUUAUAAUUGCUUUCUUCUCUAUUGCUACAGGAUAACCACUGACUUUAGUCUUUAUCUGAAGAGGAACAGUCCAUCUUAAUGCAUUCCUUGCACAUUACAGAGACAAAGUUGUACAUUCUGGUUUUGUAAAUCAGACAAAAAAAAUGAUGAAAAGGUGAAACGUAAAGUUAAAUCUUCUGGAUGUGCUUUGUUAGUUCAGAAUUUAAAAAAAUAACAUAUAGUUAAGUAUUUUAUAAUCAGUCAGAGGUACAAGAUGUGAAAUUUUUGCACUGAAAGGUCUACAUUUAUCAAAAAUGAUUACCCCUGUUAUUUUAGUUGAGUUCUUACAUUACCUUAAAUAUUUUUAAAAGUUUUCAAAGUCAGAGAAAUAGUUUAUUUUUACAGUUGUAACAGGAUGUGUGUUGUUACUUUGGCUAUACUCGUCAAGCUACCGUGACAGGCAAGACUUGUUUAUAGUUGCCGUGGAAAUGCUUGCUGUUACGUCAAAGAUCACUGCAUUAGGAAGCAUGAACUGCUUUUGGAAGCUGCCAUUCUGUUGCUGUAUUUCAAUCGUGUUUUCUGCUGCUUACUUGUCAUGAACUGCGAUUUGUCUCUACCAUUGGUUGUGAGUUCAGUCAAACAAGCUCACCAUUGUAACACAUAACUCCACCACCACCUUGUAAUGCUGUGGCUCCACCAGGCAUUUAAAGGUCAAGCAGAGACCAGACACACUGCUCAGCUUUACCAAAUUAUGAAACAAUGUUUUGGCUUCAUUGAUGAUUUUUACAUAAUGAGGGGGAAAAGCUGUUAAAAGUUAAUUUUGUGUUUGACAAUGUGAGCGAUCCCAAAAUGCAAGGCAAGUAUCUUUUACUAUCAACCAGGAAGGCUACUUUUAACCACUUUUCGUCCUCAUUAUAUAAAAUUCAUCCAUGAAACAAAAAAAUUGGUUUACUGCUAAGUGAAAGCACUUGGUAACACUUUAUUUAAGUGGGCCCUAUUUACUUAGUAUUUUUGGUAAUGAGUGUAAAUAUGUCGUCAUAAUAACGUAUCAUGUAAUUCCUUGAUAUAUAUGUAAUAUGGCUGUUUUGGCUGCUUUAACACAUUCUGACUUCACUGUUUCAGUAUUUCUGUUGUGUUAUAGGGUUUCAAAAUUGAUGACUUUAUUGCUUAAGGUUAUAGACACCACCCUGGUGUCAUAGUAGUAAAAAUAAAG
This is a messenger RNA of Cheilinus undulatus (humphead wrasse), 3111 nucleotides long. Its product is annotated as IKBKB interacting protein. The record is from RefSeq and is a predicted model, not a curated record. The coding region runs from base 245 to 1342 and encodes 365 amino acids. NCBI's taxonomy places the organism in Eukaryota, Metazoa, Chordata, Actinopteri, Labriformes, Labridae. The transcript has 4 exons.